AUUUUCCAAUUUACUUAACACUUUAACACUGCUGUCAAGACCACAAUAAAUACAAAGUGGUGCAUGAAAUCCUGAAUGUGUUGAUUUUUCCAGGGUGCGGCUAUUCUUGAGUGGAGGGUAAUUACGGUACUGGGCAUGCGCAGUGUUCUCCAGCAUCAUUAAGUAGAGCAGAAGGAGGCGAGAGGGAAAACAGUGGCACGGAGAGAGAGGGCAGAAGUUAGAUGGCGCUUUCCUUUGUCACCGCGUCUCUCUGCUCAUGAACAUCGACCUGGCAUAUCUGCGAUCCGUGAAAUCAAACCGUCUGUCGCCGAUUCACCUCCAAGUUAUUCUUCAUUUCAUCCAAGAAACGGUCUGAACCUGUGGCCACGAUGAUGGAAGAAUCGGUGUCCACAUUUGAGACGCAUCUGACGUCUGUCAUGGACAGUCUGAUCCGUGCCUCGGUGUGCGAGAUCUCCAAACUCUUCCAGGAUAUGGUGAACGACUACCUGAUGGAGCUGUCCCUCAACAGGAAGGAGAACGAGGCUCUCAAACAGCGGCUGAGGCUCACCGACCACAAGCUGAGAGCCGAGCGCAAGUACGGCAUGGGCUGGGCCGCGCAGCGCCGCAGCGCCGGGCUGUCGGCGGCGGAGGAGCGGGCUGGAGGGCGGCAGAAACGAAAAGUUGCGGAGGCCCGAGGCAAGUCAAAGAAGGGCCCGGCAGCAGCCUAUGGCAAACGCUGGCCUGGAGUUGUGUGGGAGGAAGGAGGAGGAGGAGGAGGAGCUGUGGGGAUGGUAGCAGGAGGAAGAGGGGGAAAGGAGGCCAGGGAGAUGUACCUCAUCCAGUACCCCGGGGAUGAAGAGGAUGAGGGAGGGAUGAUGGAGGACGAGGAAGGGGAGGGCAGCCUCAGCGGUGAGAGGGAGGAGCCGGCCAACAUCAAAGAGGAGGUGAGGGAGACAGGCUUUCUCAGAAGAGGAGGAGGAGGAGGAGGAAGAAGUGGCACAGCAUCUCUGCAGCUUCAUAUCAAAUGGAAAAUAACUGAAAAAGAGAGAUGAGAGAGUUGUGCUUGUGUUUGUCGGCCAUCAAAUCCCCGCUGAGAUGCACUUGAUGACGGGAAGGAUAUUGAUUUGAUAUUUAGCUUCCCGAUGAGCCGCUCUCCGCCUCGCAAGUUCAACAGCUUUUAGGUAGAAAGUAGAGGUGAAAAGCUGUUUGCUUAAAACACCCACAUGAACAGUAAGGCACAUAUUCCCUCUUCACUUAUCUUCUGUAUUUGCAUAUUCAAAGCAUGCAGAAUGUGUUGUUGGCCUCCAUGGGAAGUCAUUACAAGUUGUUUUUGAGGACUGACGCAUAGUGAUGGGAAUUAUGGCUCUUUGAAGGGAGCCAGAUCUUAUGGCUCCGUUCCUUUCAAAGAGCCUUUCAAAA
Notothenia coriiceps (black rockcod) is the source of this 1398-nucleotide messenger RNA. RefSeq lists its product as uncharacterized. Lineage: Eukaryota; Metazoa; Chordata; Actinopteri; Perciformes; Nototheniidae. The record is from RefSeq and is a predicted model, not a curated record. Bases 369 to 1031 code for a protein of 220 amino acids. The transcript has 3 exons.